Messenger RNA from Pelobates fuscus (common spadefoot toad), 1972 nucleotides. It is a transcript of the gene CDADC1, whose product is annotated as cytidine and dCMP deaminase domain containing 1. Bases 203 to 1570 code for a protein of 455 amino acids. Gene Ontology annotation, cellular component: cytoplasm. The transcript is spliced from 9 exons. NCBI's taxonomy places the organism in Eukaryota, Metazoa, Chordata, Amphibia, Anura, Pelobatidae. The record is from RefSeq and is a predicted model, not a curated record. Gene Ontology annotation, molecular function: zinc ion binding; hydrolase activity.
UCAUCAGUGGGUGCUGCUUGCUGUCAGGGAGUCGCUGAGGUGGAGGUGGAGCCGCAGUCCUGUAAUCAUUGCUAAUUCAGCCAGAGGUGUUAGUGAAGGCAGCUCAGCCCACACUGACUGAUGAACUCGAAUAGGUUUCACUAUGUUCAUUCUAUAAACGGGAGACUACAAGUAAUGAGGAAAGACUACACCCGGCCAUCCCAUGAACAGGAGCCAGAGCACCACAGAGACACAAUGCACUGUGGGAACACAGACAGACAGCAUGCAGGGUCAAGUGCCUCGACUUUCAAAAGUCAAUUUAUUCACAAUAAUGAGCUUGUGGAUGGAGACAUUCCCUUCUGAUGAACCAGAUGUAAAUAAAGCCCAGAUAAAGAAGACUGGCCUUGUGGUUGUAGCGAAUAUGAAGAUCAUUGAUCUACACUGCUCAAGCAGAGCACUCCAUGCAGGCCAGGUUGCGGUUAUUAAACAUGGAUCAAGGCUCAAGGACUGUGAUCUCUAUUUCUCCAGGAAGCCAUGCUCAACCUGCUUAAAAAUGAUUGUAAAUGCUGGUGUUAACAGAAUCUCAUACUGGCCUGCAGACCCUGAAAUGAGCCUAGAACAGGAAGUAUCUAACCAUAGUAAUGGAGAUGCAAAGCUUGAUGCAAAAGCCGUUGAGAGGCUAAAAUCAAAUAGCCGUGCUCAUGUGUGUGUGUUGCUGCAGCCCCUGGCAUGCAACAUUGUACAGUUUGUAGAAGAAACCUCUCUGAAAUGUGAUUUUAUUCAGAAUAUUGUAAGGAAGUAUCCCGAUUUCAGCACUGGCUUAUUUUAUGACUAUCGCCAGGAAAAGAUUAAAGAAUAUGAAGCAUUGUUUUUAAUUUCCGAUAAUGAAAAGCACAAGGAGAUACUAAGGUUGAUGGGACUAGAAAAUCUCUGUGAAAACCCCUAUUUUAUUAACCUGAGACAGAACAUGAAGGAGCUCGUUCUCAUUCUUUCCACUGUGGCAUCUAGUGUCCCCAACUGCUAUGAUUUUGGCUUCUACCUAAGUGAUAAUUCUAUUGAGAGUGAUAUCCCUUCUUAUCACAGCAUCUCGCAGGAUAUUACCCGACACUGUAUAAUACAGGCACGGCUGCUGGCUUACAGAUCUGAAGAUCACAAAAUAGGAGUCGGGGCAGUUAUUUGGGCCAAGCGCAGUUCUAACACCACAGAUUGUGAUGGCACAGGAUCCAUGUAUUUUCUUGGCUGUGGUUAUAAUGCAUUCCCAGUGGGUUCAGAGUACGCUGACUUUCCGAACAUGGACGACAAGCAAAAAGACCGAGAAAUACGGAAGUUUCGAUACAUCAUCCACGCUGAGCAAAAUGCAUUAACAUUCAGAAGUCGUGAAAUUAAACCGGAUGAGAAAAGCAUGAUUUUUGUGACUAAAUGCCCGUGUGAUGAAUGCGUACCGUUGAUUAAGGGAGCCGGCAUCAAGCAGGUCUACGCUGGCGAUGUGGACAUUGGGAAGAAAAAGGCUGACAUAUCAUAUCUGAGAUUUGCGGAACUGAAAGGAGUCAGUAAAUAUGCAUGGCAGCAAAAUUCACACAGUGCACGUUGAUCGUAAAAUCAUUGAAUUCAGAGUUGCAGGAAAUAGAGAAGACAGUCAUUUGAGCAUCAACACCAGAAAGGUUGAGACGUUUGAACAACUGGAAGAGGAGAACUUGCAUCACAGGAAAGCAGCCACGCUGUUUUUACAAUCUAUUUCGACAAGAUUUUUAUUUAUGUAUGGCAAACAAAUUUUAAAAUGGAAAAUGAUGCAUAUUUAUAUUAUUAAUUUAUUAAUUGUAUGGAAAUUCUAUAGAAUUUAUCUUUGUAAAAUAUGUGCAUACUAAUUGCAUAUUUGCACCGAUUUAUUAACUGUUCAUCUGUCCUUAUGUAUGAAUAAGUUACAAACCAAGAUGGGACAACGUUUGAGCACUAUGAUGGCUGGGCUUUGGCGUAUCUUAAUGACUUGAAAUCU